UUAAAAAAAUGCCUUUUACUAAAAAUUUCAUACCAUUAAUAAAAAAUGGUCAAAAUUUACCACCUUUACCUUCCAUAAGCGAUAUCAUUCAUCUAUAUAAGCUCAGUGCUAUACGUCAACUUGCUCAAAAUUUUAUACUUGAUAUGAAUUUAACUCGUAAAAUUGUAAAACAGGCAGGGAAUCUUAAAGGUUCACAUGUUUGCGAAAUAGGCCCUGGGCCUGGAGGCAUUACUAGAGCUAUAUUAGAAAAUAAUAUUAAUGAAUUGGCAGUUAUUGAGAAAGACAAACGAUUUUUGCCAUCCUUACAAAUUUUAGCGGAUUCAGUUACAUCAGAAACAAAAAUGUCAAUUUAUCAUGCAGAUAUUUUAAAAUUUCAAAUGGAUUCCAUAUUUCCACAAAAUGUAGCUACUUCAUGGAGUGAAACUGACUCUAAUAUCAAUAUUAUUGGAAAUUUACCCUUCAACAUAUCACUACCUUUACUCCUACGAUGGCUGAGGGAAAUGGACGCCCGAAAUGACCUCUUCGCAUUGGGCAGGGUCAAGAUGACGCUCACUUUCCAAAAAGAGAUAGCCGAAAGGAUGAUAGCUUUACCCGGCAGUAACCAAAGGUCCAGGUUAUCAGUUAUAACCCAAUCUCUGGCACAUGUCGACCAUAAAUUCACUUUCUUGGGAAAGGCCUGUGUCCCCCAGCCCCAAGUUGACGUGGGCGUAGUAAAUAUUCACCCCAAGGAAAAACCUACCUACGAAAUGUCCUUCGAUAUAUUUCACAAAGUCGUUACCUCCAUUUUCAAUUUCCGUCAGAAGUUUUGCAAGAGAGGCGUCGAAAACUUGUUCCCCCUACCCGUGAAGGACGAAAUGACCCACGAGAUAUUUCAUAAAUUACCGCACAUUCACCCGAGCACCCCAAUUUUCAAGCUGGAGAACGAGCAUUUCAAUGAUAUAGCUCACGCCUACUUGGAAAUUGUCCAGCGCAUCCCUGGCUUAGUUGAUUACGAUUAUAGGCAACCAAAGAGUCAGCAGCAUUUAUGGGCUCAAAAUAUGUUUUGAAAAAAAAAAAAUAUUGGCGGGAAUACAUAGCCUCAAAUAUCCUAGCACCGCCAUGACGAAUUGGCGCGCAAAUAGGGACGUUUCCUUAUUUAUAAAGAUACUUAAUUAUUUUUAAUAAAUAAGAUAUUAUUUAUUAUAACCAUAAUAUCAGAAUUAUAUGUGUAUUAACUUUUUUCGAAAAAAUUUUUUUUUAUAUAUAAUUCUUCUGAAACAUGAA
Molecule: messenger RNA, 1263 nt
Organism: Gordionus sp. m RMFG-2023
Lineage: Eukaryota; Metazoa; Nematomorpha; Gordioida; Chordodea; Parachordodidae
Product: dimethyladenosine transferase 1, mitochondrial-like
Exons: 6
Coding region: 9-1046 (345 amino acids)
Biological process (GO): transcription initiation at mitochondrial promoter; rRNA methylation
Cellular component (GO): mitochondrial matrix
Molecular function (GO): rRNA (adenine-N6,N6-)-dimethyltransferase activity; mitochondrial transcription factor activity
Source: RefSeq, a predicted model, not a curated record